This is a messenger RNA of Phlebotomus argentipes, 2360 nucleotides long. RefSeq lists its product as uncharacterized. The transcript has 5 exons. The coding region runs from base 480 to 1460 and encodes 326 amino acids. The record is from RefSeq and is a predicted model, not a curated record. NCBI's taxonomy places the organism in Eukaryota, Metazoa, Arthropoda, Insecta, Diptera, Psychodidae.
GUCAGAAGUGUUCUCUGAGUCGUGCUGAACAGUGGAAAAUUCUCUUGCCACGGCUUUGGGUGAAAAGUUGUGCCCAUUUUUUUAUUUGGAAGGAUCAUACAUGGUGAAGCUGUCCAGCGCGAAUUAAGUCAUCAGUGAAAGUUAACAGAGCAGUGAAGUCCUGUGACCUGGCGACAAGUGUGAAUCCUCUGCCACUCAGCUUCGCUUUUGCUGCCCCUAAUCAAAUUGAAACAUAUCGAUCCGUGCUCUUGUGCGUCGAAUUUUACACCAUCAGAGAAAGAGAGAGGGAGCGUGAAAGAAUUUUUCCUGGCAAUCCCCUUGGGAAGGCCCCGUCAUUUUUGGCCAGUGUGCAAAGAAAGAGCUCCUCCCGCCUAAAAGCAUAACACUGUUAGCAAUUCCUCUGUCCUUCAAAUGUCUCUGUAACUCACUCCCUCCCCCGUUCGCACUCUCCCGACCCCCUCGUGAAAAGCACGCAAUAAAUGGCGCCGUUCAAGCUCAAGUUCCGCAUGGGCAGCUCCAGGAGCACGUCACAGGAAGCCACAGCGGAGCCGGAUGUGGCGCAGGUUCAUCAGCAGCCGCUGCUCGGCAGCCAACCCUCUGCGGCCUCCACCACCACCAUCGACACGGACAGCCUGGGAUCGCUCAGUGGCGACAGCAGAGCUCUGCUCCACAACUCCUCAUCCGCCGCCGGACGCAUAGGAUACGAGAAUCCGACACUUCAGCAGCAGAAUUUUUCCGAUACGGCUUCAGUGAACAGAAACAGCACAGUUCCUCUGAGUCCACCGCCGUCCUAUGAACACGUUCUAGAGGAGAUAUCCAAAAUAACGACCCACAUGGAAAUGUUACAGAAUCGCCUCGCGACUCUGGACAAAGACAACAACCCCACGAGCUCCCCCGUCAACUGGACGUACUGCAGCGGCGGCAGCAUGAACGAGAACUGCCCGGGCAGCUCGGACUGUCCGCUGGGCGACAGCGAGGAGACGCUGGACUCGCCCAUCUACACGUGCUCCACCAUCACGACACCCUCGCAGGAGAAUCUGCUGACCUGCACGGGCUCCUGCGACCCGCUGUACGCGCACGGCUCCUGCCCGGCCAUCCAGGAGGACGGCCAGGAGGGCGAGCAGCCCGAGUGCCAGGCGGAGGUGAGUGAGGACGAGGAGAACAACUCGGACGCCGAGUGGAACUCGCACGAGCACCAGCAGAUCCGCAUCCAGCUGCCGCCGCAGAGUCCGGAGAUCCUGAGCAACAAGAGCAGUAAGGAGCUGUACAAAGCUGUGGCCAAGCAGUACGGGAUCGCGUGCGAGAUGAGCUCGUCAUGCAAAUGCUUAGAGUGCGCCUGCCACUAUUUUGACUGCGAUUUCGAUGAGAAUGACCAUCAAAAGACUGAUGGCGGACUUAGUGCUGGAACGCCGAUGUUCAUCAGCGAAGUGAUGCACGGAUCGGGCUGUAGCAUUUUGUAGAGGAAGGCGGAAUUUGUCCAAAACAUUUUUUGAGAAUUUGUCAAUGGCCUGCAAGUGAAUUAAUCAACAAACGAUGAAAUCAACGGUCAUAAGUAAAUAUUGUAUUUAGCGGUUUAAAAGGAGGAGAAAACUGAAGACAAAAAAAGUGUCUCUAUAUAUAUAUAUAUUGAUAUUUAUUGAGAAGGGGAGAAAUAGUGUAAAACUGCACACAUUUUUUUCAUAGACAAGGAAGAAAGAAAAAAAAACCGUAAUUUCCCGUAAAACAAUUGCACAAAGUAAAGACAAGUCUUAAGAUAUAGAGUAUUUGUAAGCCUAACAAAACUCCACUAAUCAGGGUGUCCAUUUACCAGCGCGAGUGUGGAAGAGGAGACAAAUUCUUGUGUGAAAGGCGAGGAUAGGAAGAGUGUGUAAACAUAAGCACUAGAGAGUCUGUUAGGGAUAUAUUUUUAUAGUGAGAAGCUCCGCGAGUUGCAAACUUGGCCAACCGGAGCUCAGCGACUGUUCUGCACUGCAAACUUCUGACCUAUGCGAGAGAGUGGUUCUAAUAAUUGAAGGAUGUUGACACAAGACUUGACUGAAUACUUGACAACCUUGAACUGUAAGUCAUUAUUAUUGUACAACUUACAAAAAGAGGAUAAAGCGUACUCCUGUAGCCACUAAUGUUGGCAAUAAAGCUCUCUUUCCAGUUGAAUUUCACUCACUGCCCAUUCCCAAAGUCACCUCACUCUCUCUCUCUCUGUCUAGCGAGACACCCACAACUGAGAAAUAGGAUCGUCACGUUCUCCCAAACUAUCCACCUUCUAUAGAAGAGAAAUGAAGCCCGCAGUGAAAGAGUUUAGCCUAUGUAGAAAUUGUAACUGGAGGGAGAUUGUAACUAAUUUUAUAAAAUAAAAUUUAUGU